CAGACGUACAAGUUCCCCAACCAAAAUAUCAGUCCGUUCAGUUGGUAGGGUUCUGUACUCUCGGCAACAGCUCGACUGCACAAACCACAUCUCUGCUUAUAUCUUCAUACGUAACAUUACAUCUUCUCACGCACGCAGCUGAGCUUCUCUUUUUACCAAAGAGAAAAAAAUUCAAAAAUGGGGAUCAUCUUCGUAACCUGAAGCCUUAGAAGAAAAUCGUGUCAACAUUUUUCCUAAAAUUUUCCUCCAGAACAAGAAACAAGUGAAAGAACAAUAAAGAACUGGCAGAUAUCUCGUGAAAAUUUGUCACUGACAAAGAAAAAUCGCCUCGAAUAAUUUUCCUCGCCUCUUGUUUGUGCGUGGUUCCCAUAGUGGCCGACACAAGAGGAAGGAAGAAAACAAGGAGCGAGCGAGCGUAAAUACGGAGGAAUUCAACGACCUCAUUUUCCGCCUAGUGCUCCGAUUCCGGGUUCGUGCCCCUCUUCUCACGACACGACAACUGGUCUGGUCUUCCAGUCCGGCCAGACUAAUUAGUUCCCCUCCGUCCGCCGAUAAAGAAAAAGUGACCAAACAGUAACACUAGUAGUUGUAACGUGACCCUCAUAAUCGCAUCAUGACGGUGGACUAUUACAAAGUGUUGGAAGUGGCUAAAACGUCCACCAAUGCGGACAUUAAGAAAGCAUAUCGCCGCCUUGCCUUGAAAUGGCAUCCCGACAAAAAUCCAGACAAUCAGGACGAAGCCACUCGCAAAUUUAAAGAGAUCUCUGAAGCAUAUGAAGUAUUGUCAGAUGAAUCGAAGCGGAGAUUGUAUGACCGUCGCUCCGGUCGGAGCUCGCGUACUCAUGCAACUAGAAAUUAUUACGAAUCGCCCUUCUCCAGAUAUUUUGACAAAAGGCGUCGCAACUACGAUAUGGGAGGAAGUGGAUUUGCUCCAAACGCUGGCUUCACCGGGAUGAACGGCCACUCUCGACGCUCAGGGGAUUUUGAUUUCGAAUUUUCUUCCUUCAAAUUCCGCACACCAGAAGAAGUUUUCCGAGAAUUUUUCCGAGGAGACCCCUUCGCUGAUCUGUUUGAUCACCAUUUCAACCGAGGCAGCAGAAGUCGAGGGCAUCACGGAAAUAAUCGCCACUCCACUGGAGGGUCACUUCAAUCAGUGUUCGACUCGCCAAUGGGAAUGAGUUUAGGACUGAAUUUAGGAGGAUUCGGGUUCGGAGCGUUCGACGACGAAGAUUUCUGGGGCGUUGGAGCUGGAUCAGGUGGGGGAGGAAACGUAAAGAAAACGUCAACCUCGACACGAUUCGUAAAUGGGAAGAAGAUUACCACAAAAAAAGUGACGGAAAAUGGGAAAGAAACAACAACAAUUUUCGAAAACGACAUCCUCAAAUCCAAGACUAUGCGAGAUACCAGCUACCGAUGUUAAUUAACUAGCUCAUCAUAGUUAGUAAUUGUACUGUUAUUUAAAAAAAAUAUCUCAUCUCACUCCUGUCAUUAAUUUAGAAUAAUUGAAACUCAUUCAUCUCACGUCAUGUAUCGGACAAUUACAAUCGCUCGCUUUGUUUUCCAACAAUUCAAGCUCAGCAAAUCAGGUCGUUGAGUUAUUGUUUAUAACUAACUAUUUGAACAAAAUUUUUGGUAGUGUAAAACCGUUUUAUACCGAUGGUAUAUACCUACUUACAUAAAUGUAUUAACCCGACGUAUGGUGCGAUGCUAUAGAUGUAUGGAUCGCAGUAUGCGUUGGUAAUAUGCAUAUAUACAAAGAAAAAUACGAGCAGGAGAACAAUCAUUGACCGCAUUCAUACUAACAAAACUAUUAUUAAUAAUACAAAUGAAAAGUACUAAUAUUAAUCAGUCAUAUCGCGUCGGGGAAACAUUAUUUAGAUAAGAGCCAAGUUUUAUAUCGAUAAAUAUCUCAAAAGAAAAAUACAUAGCUUAUUUGUAUAAAGAAAAGCAAAGCCUACAAUAUGUAUUCUAAUUCUAACACUCUAUACAUACACACACACUUUUAAAAAAGAUGUUUAAUUUACUACCUUGAAAUGUUGUAUUUUGAUUGAUCAGGGUCAAGCGCCUCCUUGAAUUGCUGUUAUCACCAGUUGUUGUUAUUACAUAUGUAGUAUUUUACAUUAUUUUAUUAAGUAUGAUGGUCAACAAGUACUUUUCUAAUUUAGUAACACCGUCGACGAAUUAUUAUAUUGAUUAAUUAGUUGUACGUCUGUGUGACAGAUCUUUUAAUAGGUUGUUUGUAUAGUUUGCAAACUCGAUCACUGUGAAUACUGCGAGGUAGGCAUUUAUCUAUAUUGUGAUAAUUGUAAUAACUAUAUUAUUAUUAUGUAUACUGUAACAUGGAGAAAGGGUGAGGAUUCACUCUCUACACACUGUUGGAUAAAAUCUUUUAAUACAUAGGUUACAAAUUAAAUCUUGCAGUGUUAAACAAAUACAUGUUACAAAUCGUUAUAUAUGUAAAACCGAUUAAAUGAAUAGUAAAAAGAAAAAAAGAGUGAUAUUCAUAAA
This is a messenger RNA of Folsomia candida, 2508 nucleotides long. It is a transcript of the gene mrj, whose product is annotated as dnaJ homolog subfamily B member 6-B. The record is from RefSeq and is a predicted model, not a curated record. The coding region runs from base 614 to 1420 and encodes 268 amino acids. The transcript has 5 exons. Lineage: Eukaryota; Metazoa; Arthropoda; Collembola; Entomobryomorpha; Isotomidae. Gene Ontology annotation, molecular function: Hsp70 protein binding.